Saccostrea echinata is the source of this 8649-nucleotide messenger RNA. RefSeq lists its product as uncharacterized. NCBI's taxonomy places the organism in Eukaryota, Metazoa, Mollusca, Bivalvia, Ostreida, Ostreidae. Gene Ontology annotation, molecular function: RNA binding. The coding region runs from base 1 to 6231 and encodes 2076 amino acids. The transcript has 25 exons. The record is from RefSeq and is a predicted model, not a curated record.
AUGGCGUCAAAUGGAGAUUUAGAUAGCUGGAACCCUAUGAAGGAUGACCAUCUGAACGAAGAGUUUAAUAAAUAUGACAGAGGACAUGGUAAAGACAUGCCAAAGAGAGGCCCAGAUCGCUAUGGUGGUGUGUCCCUUUAUGUCACUGGAAUUCCAGAUGAAAUGACGGAAGAAGGGCUGGUAAAUUUGUUUAGUAAGGCUGGCACAUGUGUGGAGGCUAAGAAAAUGAAGUCCAAAAUGGAGGGGACUGGGAAUACGUAUGGGUUUGUCAAGAUGGCGACAGUCAAUGAGUGUGAGAAAGCCAUUCGCAAAUAUCAUGAAUUUCCCAUCGGAGACUGCAAGUUACGAGUGAAGUUCUCUAAAACAGACGAGGAUCGAAAUCGACAACAAAAGCAGAAACAGGAGGAAGAAGAGUUCCUGAGUUCUUUGAGCAGCAACAGGAAGUCUUAUUCACGCAGUAAAGCCAGCUCGGGAUCGGAGUCAGAUGGCAGCGCUCAUUUCAUGAGCAGGUCAGGGGAGAAAAUCAUGUUUGGAAAGAACAAAGUAAACGAAAGCCCACCAACCUUGCAAGAAGCUCCAGUGAAGAAACCAGCAGGAGAUGGGCGGCCGGGAUUAUUAGGGGAUUACCCAGGUGCCUUGAGUCAGGUGUCCCCCAUGUCUUGUGCAAGGUCAGAUGUCUCCACCCCCAUUGAUCCCUCUCUUUUUCAUUCUCCAGGAAGCAGCCACCUGGACAUGAAAUUUCAGUCCAUGGGGCGGAGGCAGGCCACAAACCCCAGUCAGAAUGGUGUCGAGUUCCAAUGCAGUGCUCCUCAGGAUUUCUACGAGCAAAAUCAGCAUCCUGGAUAUGUUGGGGAACCAAACGCAGGCAUGCGGAUAGUGUCUGAUGGAGAAUAUAGACACGUUCAGCAGGGAAUGGGAAGGGAUAACAUGAGAGGCUCCCCAAGGGGACAUUUUAGGGGAAGGGGUAAUAUGGGAUAUAAUAUGGGAAGGGGAAAUUAUAAUAAAUAUUCUGAUAACUUUCCCAUGUAUGGCAACAGAGGUAGGGGAAUGAUGGGGCCCCGAGGUAGAGGUAUGAAUUAUAAUAGAAUGGGGCCAUGGGGAUACACAGAUAAUCUACAAGGAAAUUAUCAAGGAGGAUAUAGACACCAGGAGCCUUUUUACCAUGGACACAAUGUGGGUCCCUCUUACAACAUGAGGGCAUUCCGAGGGGGAAGAGGGCGCCCAAACAGAGGCAGAGGUCAGUUUACGCCCAAACCAGAGAAGAGGAUCAUGGAUCGUCCUUGUGCCAACUGCAAGAAAAUAGGUGGAUUCCAGUGCAGUCGCUGUAAGACGCCGUACUGCUCUCAACAGUGUCAGGCUGACCAUUGGCCAGAACACAGCCAGAACUGUAAAGACAUCAAGGAGCAGCUUGCUGAGGAUGAAGUUGCCAGUCAGUUUGAGGUAACGAUUGGAGAAGACUCUGUAGUAGAGGAAAUGAAAUCAUAUGCCAAAAGUAUUAUUCAGGAACAGUAUGGCUCUGUAAGUGGUUGUGCAAAAUCACCACAGUCUAGUCAACAGAUCACACCAAAUCGGCAGAGAGCAAGUCAGCCGUCGCCAAAACAAAGCAGUUCCUUUUCAUCCAUCAGGGAGCUGAAACAGGAGUCUAGUCAACAGGUCACACCAAACAGAGCAAGUCGGAGUCAGCCAUCCCCCAAACAGAGUGAUUCUUUGUAUGGCAGGGAGCCCAAACAGCAGUCGGGUGUAACCCCAGUCCAGAAUGCCAGCACUCCAUCACCACAUGUACUUCCUCAAGAUGGUAAGGCCAAGUUCUGGAGGAGAAAAUUAAUGAAGGGUUAUUUUUCAGGGCAAAGAAAGUCUGCACCAUCACCUUCUAACAGAAUUGUUAUAAACAGUCUAGAUACUGGCGAGGAAUAUGAACUGAUUGUGGAGAGUGUGGAGGACCCCAGUAGAAUUGUUGUCCAGAUCUUGAAUUCUGAGGACCUGCAGAAAUUGGCAGAGCUGAAUGCUGAAAUGAAAAAGGUGCUUGACAAGGACAAUCGUACUGUAUCUGACCCUGCAGUGGGGGAGUUCUAUGCUGGUCAGUUUACAGACGGAAGCUGGUACCGCUGUCGAGUGGACACCCAUGAUCCUGACCAUCAAGUCACUGUGACUUAUGUAGACUAUGGCAACAGGGAGACAAUAACGUACAACAAACUGAGGAAUCUUCAGCCACAGUGGUGUACACUGCCCGGACAGGCAAUAGUGUGCACUUUGGAUGGAGUAGUUCCUCAUAUGGACUCCAAAUUUUGGAGCCAGCAGGCAGUAGACAAAACUAAAGAACUGCUGCCACCCACCAUGGAAUGUGGGAGGAUGUACAAGGUGACCUGUACUGGAAAAGAUGAAGAUCUGAUCUUGAUUAAAGUGCUGGAUGCCAAUGGACAAGAUGUCAGCGAGACCCUUAUAAACUCCGGCCUAGCAUCCAAAAAAAGCCAGAACAAACAGUCUUCAGGGCCACAGUUUAUAUGUAUUGAUGCCAAAGAAAUAGAAGAUAAAAUGGAAGACUGGAUCAGUGGCCAGAAAUACGACGUGUUAAUAGCUGAGAGGGACAGCCCACUAGACUUUUACGUCCAAAAAGUAGAGGAUCUUGAAAAAUCCAUGACUCCAUACUGCGCCAAAGUCAAUGAGGAAUGUAUGGCUAUACAGACAGAUCACUAUCACCCUAAAGGAGUUGGGGAGCUGGUGUAUGGCCUAUAUGACAGCAAUUGGUACCGAGCUGAAGUCCUCAGCCUGUCCAACCAGCAGGCAAAGAUUUAUUUCAUUGAUUUUGGAAACACUGAACUGGUUCCUUUCAGUGAUCUCAAGCAGGCCACCAGUCUCUGCAAGGAGAGGCCACCUUUCUGUGUUCACUGCCAACUGGUAGAGAUGGACCCAGAAGGAGCAGCAAGAGCGAACGAGUUAUUUAAUGAACUUACACACAAAAAUGAUCCCAAAGUGCUCACUAUGAUUUACAAGGGCAGAAGAAGAGAUAAAGCAAUUGUGGAUUUCUUAACUGAUCAGGAGGAACUUGUGUCUGUGGCAAUUUCAAGGUUUUUAGUACAGGCUAUGGUAUCUGCUCCUGUAAUGGCAGAAGGUAUAAAGUCUUCAACCUUGCCAGGAGAUGGGACCCCAGUUACCUGUGUCAUAAUGUACAUCACAUCUCUCUUUUCAUUUUAUGUCCAGUCUGCCAGCAACAACAUUGAAAGAAUUAUGAGUGAAAUAGCAGAGAUCUGCUCCAGGAAUUCUGUGCCAUAUACACCAAAGGUUGGAGAAAUGGUAUUUGGGAAGUUCUCUGACGAUGGGCGCUGGUACAGGGCUAAAGUGUUGGGAAUAUCUGGUGAUGAGGUUGUUUUAUUGUAUACAGAUUUUGGCAAUGUGGAAACAGUGACCAAAAAUGCCGUGAGAAGAUUUCAUCCAGCCUUGGUCAAUUACCCACACCAAAGCAUUCAUUGCAAGUUAGCAUCAGUGACCAAGUCAAUGGAAACUCCAGAAGUGCUUCAGACAUUUGGUAGCUUGUACAACUGUAAAGUACAGGUGAAACUGAGAGGUCCAAUUAAUGUGGACCCAUUAGAAGUAGAUAUUCUGCUGGAGGAUGGUAGUAAUGUUAACGAAACAAUUGUAAAUAUGUUUUCCUCACAAGCAAGCCCAGCAGUGACCAGUUCUAGUCCUAAAGCAAAAAAGACAGUAUUGUACACCAAGAUCCACUUCGAGGAGGCUCCUAUUCCUGUGGAUGGAACCCAGGUCGAAUGUACAAUGACAGAAUUUAAUAGUUUUGAUUCAUUUUAUUUACAAAUCAAUGAAGUCCAGGCACUUGAAAACUUGAUGACAGAACUGCAAAAUUUGAGUAAAGAACCAACACCAUAUCAACCUGAAGUUGGUGAAGAUGUUUGUGCAUUGUUUUCUGUAGACAGUAAAUGGUACAGAGCACGAGUAGUAGAGAAGAUGGAACAGGAUUCCUACAUUGUAUUAUUUGUAGACUAUGGAAAUAAGGAACAAGUCACAUCCAAUGAAGUCCGGAAAUUAAAAUCGGAAUACGUACAGCUGCCAUGCCUAGCAGUUCACUGCAGACUAGCAGUCCGGACACCUCUGUCAGAUGACCUUAAAUCAAAGUUUGCUGAACUUACAGUGUCCAAAAUUCUUUACUUUCAAGCCUUGUCUGAAAACAAUAAACUGUAUGACAUAAAAUUGUACACCCAAGAUGGCUCCUGUGUAAAUGACGUCCUUGUAGGUAAUUCUUCAAGCAGAAAGUCGGCAGUGGUAGAGGCUCCCCAUAGCAGACCAAGAAUUCCUGAAUUUGACAUGCCAGUGGAUGGAGGAAAACUCCCUUUUCUUGUCACACAUGUUAACAGUGUCAAUUCCUUCUAUGCCCAUUACUAUACAGAAGAGAGUUGUGAAAAGUUCAACAGUUUACUCCAAAAAAUUGACACCUACUGUGCAGGCAUCACAGAGCCUUAUCUUCCUGUAGUAGGAGAGCAUGUAUGCUGCCAGUUUUCUGAGACUGGUCAGUGGUUAAGAGCUGAAGUACUACACAUUGAGGACUCCUCCUAUAAUGUGCAGUUUGUCGACUAUGGAAAUGUCUGCACUGUUCAAAAGGAUCAGAUCCGCAAGGCCGAUGACUCUUUUCUAUACUUGCCAAAACAAGCCAUUCACUGUAAAUUGACAAGCAUCGAUAACCAGAGCUCUCCAUUGAUUCUAGAAAAAUUUGAUGCGGCUGUAAAAAAUACACUGAGUUACAUCAAGGCUCUUGGAAAGGAGAGAAGUGUUUAUGAGGUACAUAUUACUACUGAUCAAGAGGACGUUGUAGAACAGCUGAAAAAGUUAUCGACCUCAUUCGUUCCUCGGAUCUUGCCAGUUGGUAGCACAAAAGAACCCUGUAUCUUUCAGGAAGUGGACAGUCUCCACUCUUUUUACUUGUUAUUAGUAGGUCAAUCUUACAGGGAAGAGUUAUCUGUUCUUGAAGAAAAAUUGAAAAACUUUGGCGAGAAAUCUUCCUCACCCUACCAGCCUGUAAAAGAUGAAAUUGUUCUAGCCAAAUUUUCAGAAGAUGGAAAAUGGUACAGAGCCAAAGUUUUGGAGGUCUUAGGUGAAUCCGCCUUCAAAGUGUACUUCAUUGAUUAUGGAAAUGUGGACUUGAACACCCCGGUGGACAUUAGACAAAUUGACCCGUCCCUCUUGUCUGUGCCAAAUUUUACUAUUCAUUGUAAGCUCGCGGACAUUGGCGAAAAGGAAUCGGAGCAGGCAUUGCAUCAGUUUAUUAACCUUGUCGCAAACAACCUCUUGCAUUUACAGGUUGUCAGGGUAGAAGGUGAGCUUCAUGAGAUAAUCCUCUUCACUGACGGAGGUGAAAAUGUCAAUGAGCAUGUACGUCAGUCGAUAGCCCUGUCUGAGCUCUCUGCUGGAUCACCACAGGCUUCCAAAGGUGCUACAGCAGCAGGUAAUUCCCCUGGAAUGACAGCAUCAGGAAGUCCUUCAGGGGAUGGAAACAGAGGGGGUUCCCCAGGGGCAGGGAAAAGUGUGAACAUUCGCCUCAGUGACAUGUCCAAGGUUGAACCUCAGAGUGAAGAAUUUCAGGUGAUCAUUACCUCCAUUGAUUCUCCUGAAGAGUUCUUCUGUCAAAUUGCUGAUGAAGAAGCUGUGGGUAAACUGGCUGCCAUGAUGCAGGCAGUGAUGAUAUAUUGUGAGACAGAGCCACAUGAUCCAAACCAUAAGUACAUCGUGGGGGACAUGUGCUGUGCUUUCUACAGCCUAUGUGAAUCUGAUGGGGGAUGGUAUAGGAGUGUUAUAACAGAAACGUUUCCUAAUGGAACCUACAGCCUACAAUAUGUGGACUUUGGAAAUAGAGCCAUACUACCUGCCAACCAGCUACGUCCAAUGAAACCAGACUUUAUGGAACCUCCCAUUCUGGCUUUUAAAUGCUCACUGCAUGGUAUUUCAGCCCCAGAGGGACUGUGGUCUAACAGUGCUAGUGAAAAACUAAACCAGUUUGUAGACCAUGCUUUAUAUGCUCGUCUAAAGGAUCGUAGUGGGGACACCUUUGUUCUGUGGCUAAUUAGGCCGGGACAGGACGACUACAGUGAGGAUAUUGAUGUAGCAGAAUACUUGGUAUCCUGUGGUGUAGCACAAUCCAAGUCCAGUGAAGAUGAUCAAGCAGCAGCCAUUCAGCAACAGAUUGCCGCCCUCCAAGCUCAGUUAAAGAAACUCGCCCCAAAGAAGUAAGGACGGGGACAGUAGCAUGUUUUAUAUUUGCUUAAACAACUUAAUCUUUUUCUUCUUUUUUUUUUUUUUUAAAGAAAAAUUAAGUAUGAAGAUUCUGAUAUUCAAAAUGACAUUAACAAUUACUAUAAAAGUUCUGAAUUAAGCAGAACUUGUAUGUCAAAGUUGUUCUGUGACUUACCUUUAUUGGAUAAUUAAGAAAUAAAGCCCAUAGAAGGCCUAGACAAACUUAUAAUAGAACAUUAUGCCUUGUACAUAUUGAAAUAUAAACAGGUACAAGCCAAUGUAUGACCUACCAUUUUAAAGUUUGCAAUAUACAGAGGUCUACUUCUUGUUCAGAGGGUUUCCAAGAGAAAGGUCACGUUGAGUUUGGUUUCUUGUGUAUCACUUUUUGUUUGAUGUACUUAAUAGAAACCCAUUGAUUUUCAUUGUGUUGUCUAGAAAAAUAACUACUGAUUAGUUAUUUUCAGCUUUAUACAUGUAAUUAUGUAAAUAUGCAUUUUGUUCAUGAUUUUCUGAACCAAUGUUCAGUAUAUUACAAUUUAUGAUCAAUUGGUAACAAAUUGGAGAAGAGUUUGUUUUCAUAUUUGAGCAUAUGUACAUGAAUCUUUUGAGAGCUAUUACAUGUAUCUCCAAUGCUGAAUUGUUGAAGUUGCUUAUUUGCUGAAACUUUUCAAUUACUUCGUUAUUUCAUUAACAAUGUAUUUUUGAGGUCUGAGUGCACAGAUAUUGAAAGAUGUUGGAAAGUGACAUAUAUUAUGUUGCAUUUUCCUUUUGAAACUUGCCAAGGAAGCAAAGUUUUGAAAUUUGUUAAAUAAGCAUUGAAGAAAUGCCUUUUAUUUUAUUUAGAGUAAUUAUAUGUAUGUUGAAGAUUUUGUGAACUGUAUCUUUUGAGGAAAUGAUUUUUUUUCUAAAAUUUAGAAGGAUUUUUUGUUUUGUUACAUGAAGUACAAUGUAUUCUUUGAUGAAAUCAAGUUGAUAAAUAAUAUUAUAAUAGGUGGCCAGAUAAAAAUAGUUCUCCAUCCUUUCAAGAAAAAAAGUCUUGUUAAAAAAACAAGAAUUUUGUUUCUCCAAAAGUGAAGAACCUGCAUAUGCAGUCCUGUGUUAUGUAUAAACAGCAUGUGUUGGAGUUUGUUACCCACGUCAGGUAUAUGCAGAGAAAUAGUACUGAUGGUCGCAAGGCCCCAAACAUGAAAAGAACAGGGAGUUAAACAUUAUACAUGUUAACCUCAUUCUUGAUGUCCAUAAAAAGAAGUUACUGUAUUUUAUUUCCAGAUGGCUGAAUACAUUUCCUUUAAUCCAAUAUUUCCUUUAAUGCAGUAUUUUUCAAAAUAUUCAUAUUUACGCUAAAAUGGGGAUGCCUCUUACAUCUUAUUGAACACUCUUUUCUUAAAUGGAGUUGGCUAUUGUUCUGCUUUGUCAAAUAGAGAACAAGUGAAAUAUUCCACAUAUUUCCAGUUCCAGUUCUUCUCCAGUGAAAAAUACCACACAAUGAGGGUCAUUCUCCUCGGGAGAUUUUCUAGAAACUUUUAUCAAGGAAACUUUUAUCAAGGAGUUGUCAAAUUCUUUGAAGAAGUAAAUAAUUCCUUAUAUUUCUGUGUCUCCCCUAAUGAUUCUUUAAUGAUUGGUCUUUUUCCCUUCGAUGGUAUCUUUUGGUACUCUUUGCCAAACUGCUCUCAUGGAUGAGUUGGCCACAUAAAAAUGUCACUUGCAUUAAGUGAAAUAUUCCACUUAUUCUUUGAUGUCCUCUUGUUGCAUUGUCAGUGACAACAUUUCCAAGUUCCCAGCAGAUACUGGUACAUUUUUAUGCCUCGCCAUGAAUAUGCCAUGAAUAUGGCUAGGGUAUAUAGUGUUUGUCAUGUCUGUCCUUUUGUCUGUCCUUCCAUCACACUUUGCGUUUAGCUUAGUUACAAAGAAACUAUUCAAGAUAUUUAAUUAAACUUCAUAUGCUGAUAAACACUGAUGAGGGCUAUUCAACUGCAUUAGCAUUUUUUGACCUUUCCUUUGACCUUGACCUCACUUUUCUUAAGUUAGUGUAUAGCUCAGGCUCAAACAUUUUUACCAAACCUUACUUGCUGAUACAUACUGAGGCCUGUUCAACAGAGUGAGCAUUCAUGAGUGCUUGCUUAAAUUCCUUAUCCCUCUAACAGAAAUGUUCGUGUGUACUCGCAAACAUUGCUCUGUUGAACAGGCCUCUAGUGAGAACUAUUCAAUUUUCAACAUUUUAUUACCUUGACUUCACUUUUCUUAAAUUUUUGUUAAGCUUAGUUUCAAAGAAACUAUUCAAGAUAUUUUUUUUAUCAAACUUCAUAUGCUGAUACAUAUUGAUGAGAGCUAUUUAACUUCAUAAACAUUUUAUUUUUUUGACCUGGACUUUUCCUUUGACCUUACUUUAUUUGAAUUAGUGAUAUCUCAAUUUCA